AUGGUUCAGGCUACGCCGGCCGAGGCAAAGGAUGCACCAAAAGCAGUCGGCGAUGGGUCGAAGGAGGCAAAGCCGGCCAGCUCGAUGGAGAUUCAAGCAGCCAUGCAGCAGCUCUCUCAGAUCUCUGCGCUGCUGUCCUCGCCAGGAGCCUUGGAGGCCGCCGCAGCUGCCCAUGGAGCUCCCCCUCCCCCGCCUUCUGAUCGACCUACGCGCGGAUUGAUGCACGCCCUGCCCUCCCUCUUGGCGCCACUGGCUGCUCUGCCUCCAGCAGAUGCUCAGAGCAUCGCAGUCCCCAUGCCGAUGGGCGUACCUAUGGUCGGAGCACCCAACGACUUUCCACCCGUGAUUCGACUACCAGCAGGACAAGCGGCCCUGCUCGCUCGCAGAGCAGAAUUCAACCCCACCGAUGCCCUAGGCAGGGCAGCGGAACUGAGUCGCAUCGCUUCGACACCCGAAGCUCAGGCCGCUUUUGAAUUGGUGGAGCGGCUGGACAAACAGCGCACAAAGGAGCAGAAGAUCAAGGAUAUUCUGGACGGACGAAAGAGGAGAGCCGAGCUCAAGAGGAAAUAG
Ceraceosorus bombacis is the source of this 570-nucleotide messenger RNA. NCBI's taxonomy places the organism in Eukaryota, Fungi, Basidiomycota, Exobasidiomycetes, Ceraceosorales, Ceraceosoraceae. The record is from the annotation of a GenBank genome assembly.